Molecule: messenger RNA, 4133 nt
Organism: Drosophila ananassae
Lineage: Eukaryota; Metazoa; Arthropoda; Insecta; Diptera; Drosophilidae
Product: zinc finger protein squeeze
Exons: 2
Coding region: 2073-3740 (555 amino acids)
Biological process (GO): regulation of transcription by RNA polymerase II
Cellular component (GO): nucleus
Molecular function (GO): DNA-binding transcription activator activity, RNA polymerase II-specific; RNA polymerase II cis-regulatory region sequence-specific DNA binding
Source: RefSeq, a predicted model, not a curated record
UUUGUGGAUUGUGAGUCUUGGAGUCUCGAUUCCCCCAGUCUCGUGGGGAGUCAUCACUGGAGAUCGGCAAUCGUUGUGUAUUCAUUCAGAGCACCCAUACACUCGCAGAGGACGUCGUCUAUUUUGCGUUUUUUCUUCUGUUAUGUUUUUGUAGUUUUUUGUUGCUUUUCGUUAUUAGGAAAUCGAAAACUGAAGCUGCGGCUGCGGCCGAGUCUAUCAUCAGUCCGUGAGACGGUCUCAAAGCUAUUGGUCGUGUAGUCGCUUGUCGGAAAAACAACACCAGCCCGUAAGGCUGAGCAAGAGAGACAGGGUGUGUGAGUUAGUGAGAGUUCCAACACGUAACCAGCUCGUAACGUAACGCUAUGCCAUCGGUGAUAACGGUAUAAAAUUCAAAAUGAAACUUUACCGCGCAACCUUUAAGUGAAGGAUCAGAGCUUCUACUUCAAAAAACACCCAAUCGAAUGUGAAAACUUAAAAUAGAAACAAUUUAAAACGUCAACUGCUCCCCCAAAACCCAAUUCCUAACUUUCCGUCCUAGAAACAUAAACUAUCUCCGUAAGCCUUCCUAUAGACCGUAAAUCAACCCAAUCUUAAACACAAAUCAAGGCACAAAUCUAAAUCUUAAAAUCAGUUCGGAAAACCGCCUCUAUGGACUACGCCCAGAAUGCGAUGUGAUAGUAACUCUCACACAGGUGCAGGCCAAGAUGCAUAUCUAUGGCCUAUAUAUGUAUACCAGAGAUCGGUGCUAAAUCAAUGAUAACUACAUGCUUAGAUCCAAUUAAUGCAAAUUGUGACAGCGCGUAAAUGCAAAGUGAAUUAAGCUGCACGGAAAUCAACAGCAACAACAGCUUGGAGUAGAAAAAAAGCUGCGAGACAUGUGUACAGGUUGAUGAUUAUGGGCAGACAUUAAACAGACAAUCCAUAAUGAAAUUAUAAAAUUGAAAAGAUUAUAGCCCGAGCCGAGCGGUUGAGAGGAAACUGAAUCAACUACUGGGAAACUGGGAAGUGAAAAAAAGAUUGGAUCGAUUUGAAUCUGCUUGGCUUGGCUUGGCUGGGGAUCGAUGUCAACUGGAAGCUGAGCUGAGAACAGCUCGCCAAUUAAACCUAAUUAAAUAAAGAAAUAUAAUAAAAAGUAAUUCUGCAUAACUUGUAUCAUAAAUCAGACCACGCCGACCUAUCCGAGUGAUUGUUCAAAAGUGUUAAGAAAAAAAUGCAAUAAAAGUGUACAUAUCUCAAAGUGCAGCGCGCUUCCUUCCCCUAAUAUACGUACAACAAAAGCUCCUAACUACCAAUACUAUACAAACUAACUAAACCAAGUAAAUUAUAAAACUAAACUAAUAAAGUAAUAUUGGCAGGAUCUACUUAAAAAUACCAAAAAAAAAGAGAAAACUUUUAUGAUUUUCAUAACGCUACAAGUCCCAACUGAAAAACGUUCUGAUAAAUUGAAAUUGUGGAACUGCAAUAUCCGUCGGCUUUGCUCGGGAGGCUAGGAAGUAUAUGUUUUUGGCCGAUUGCAGGAUGACUUACGGCCCGCACAAACAACAGAAACCAGCUUUAGUAAUAACUUUAACCACCAGAAGAUCAAAUUCGUAUAGCAGCCAAUGCCAGACGAGGCAACAUCCGCAAAGGCAACUGAGGAAAAAUAGACAACAACACUGCUGCUGCCAUAGCCUCCGAACGGUGCUCAAAUGGUGAUUUCUUCCUGCCAGCGGCCAACGGAUAUCCGUGCGGAUUUUGUACCAACAACACACCAUAACACGACUAGGAACCAUUGAGAGAAACAACAGCCUGGGCACCAAGUUGUGCAAUUAGAGCAAAGCUGAUCCGUAAACUAGAAGAGGCUGGCAAACUGAUGCUACCAAUGCAAUUGAAUAAACUGAGAAUCAUACACAUCCUGCAAAACCAAGGCGACUUUAAGCCAGUACUGGGCCGCGUCAGAAACAGAAAAAGGAACGGGACGAUAGAACUCAAAAAUCUGCAAGCUGAGCCAUCAAUCAGCCGCCAAUCAAUCAAUCAGUGAUUGAAUCUGAAAGAGGAAAGCAAGGAAAACUCGGUUACCGCAUCAGAGACCUAUGAGAGUUAUGAGAGAGAAAGACCACUCACCAAGAAAGAUGCUUCCUAGCCCGAAACAGGGCUGCGUAUACCCUGCCUUAGGAUUAAUACCCACUUCAUAUAUAUCACAUGUACCUUACGAUCUGGCCUCCUCGACGGUGGCGUCCACCUCGUCCUCUUCGUCUUCGUCAUCGUCCUCGCCAACCACAACCUCUGCGGCGUUUACGGCGAGGCUGCAACAACAGCACCAGCAUCAGGCCCACCAGCAACUCCACACACUGAACCACAAUGCCAAGGGGAAGCGAAGAGGCAGCUUGGAUCAGCCGCUGGAUCUGCGGCUGGCUCACAAACGGAAGCCUGACUUGGCCGACCAGGAGCCCAUGGAGGACGAGAACAGCAAUCUGAUCAUGUUCGCCGGUGAACUGGCUCAGGUCCAGCAAAAGGAAAAGGAGCUGAACAACAACCAUAUAGCAGCUUCCCUGGCAGACCUGGGCUUCGACAUGAGUAGGAAAAUGUUGAGGGCCCUGAGGGAGGGGGGAGGAGCUGCCAGCGGUCCUGUAGGACCUGGUGCGGGAACCCCGGCUCUGACCGGCCCGCCAUGCUCGCUGCCCGCCGUUCAUCCCACUCUCCUAGAGGCUAUGACCAAGAACUUGCCUUUGCAGUACCGGAACGUAUUUGCUGGCGUGUUGCCCGGAAAAGUAACCAGUCCGUCGGUGUCUUUGAGUAGUCCGACUGGUUCGGACUUUCAUUUCAGGCAUCCGUUGAAAAAGUGCGAGCUCACCUGGCCGCCACCCACGGAGCAACUGCAGCUGGAACUGCCCAGUUCGAAUGCCAAACUUUCACCACCCAUGUUACCGCAUCCUCAGCUGCAGGAUUACCAAACGCGAAGGAAAAAUAAGGCUGCAGCGGGAGCGAAACCGGGAAGUAAUCCUUCUGGUACGGCCAACAUCCCGCAGCGCAACAAGGAUCGCUACACGUGUAAGUUCUGCGGCAAAGUGUUUCCUCGAUCGGCGAAUCUGACGCGACACUUGCGGACCCACACGGGCGAACAGCCCUACAAGUGCAAAUACUGCGAACGUUCCUUUAGCAUUUCCUCGAAUCUGCAGCGCCACGUACGAAACAUCCACAACAAGGAGCGCCCCUUCAAGUGCGAGAUCUGCGAGCGCUGCUUUGGCCAGCAAACCAAUCUGGACAGACACCUUAAGAAGCACGAAUCCGACGCUGUGUCGUUGAGUGCUCUAUCCGGGGUGAGCGAACGAAUGCACUGCAUCCGUAGGUUCUGCGAGAAUCCCACAGAAGAAUCCUACUUCGAGGAGAUACGCAGCUUUAUGGGCAAGGUUACCCAGCAACAGCAGCAGCAGCAACAGCAACAGCAGCAACACGAACACGACCAGAUGCCGCACCAUCAUCCACUGCAGUUGCAACCACACCAGUCAUCAGCCACUUCAGCGGCCAGUUCGUGUUCCUCCUCCCGUGACACGCCCACUUCUUCGCAGGCGGAGGAGACAGACAAUGUUGCGGCGGCCACCAUUGCCACCGAUGCCACCGGAUCAACAACAGCUAGCCAAGAUCAGGGGGAUGAGGAGGAUACCCAGCCUAUUCUGGAGCGGAAGAGAGCCCUGACCACCAAGCUAUUUAGCACAAAACCAACCACGCCAGAAAAAUCUAUUAAGGAAGAGGAACCCUAAUUUCAACAACACAAUUUCCUAUUAAAGAAACGUAAACGAUAAAGCGCAGAGUUAUACUCGUGAACUAUGUCUAAAAUCUAGCUGAGGACCAGAUCCCUAACUAUUUCUAAAACCUAGAUGUAAAUAUAUACUUAAACCUUAAAUGUUCUACCGCUAUGUGUAAAUCUAAUUGUACAAAUCGAAAAUUGGCAACCCAUUUACAAAUACUAUAUACUUAAGUAUAUUUGUAAACGCAUGUGCAUAACUUUUAUUAGAUUCUUCCUAAGCAUUGGUAUUUUUUGUACAUAUAAAAUCGUGACAGGACAAAAAAUGUAUGGAUGUUGAUGAAACAAAACGCACCCACUGUUUAAAUAAAAAAGUUACCAGUUUUUAAAAUUAUUGAAAAAGUGCAUU